Messenger RNA from Cherax quadricarinatus, 4820 nucleotides. Lineage: Eukaryota; Metazoa; Arthropoda; Malacostraca; Decapoda; Parastacidae. The record is from RefSeq and is a predicted model, not a curated record.
AUCUGAUUGCCGUUCCGACAGGCGGCACGCCUCAGAGCGGCACGCCUCUCCUCAGCUUCAGACGUCCGCCACGCCCGUCCACACCCUCCACCGCGCCCGUGUCACCAACUCGAACGGACACGCCCCCACACUCUGGCACGCCCCCUCACUCUAGUACUCCCCAGCCAGAAGAAUCUAUGCCAUCGUCCAGGAGGUCAUCGCUAGCGCCGCCCAUCAGCGACUCCCGCCGCGGGUCUCAGACGAAGAAGGCUCUGACGGGGCUGGUUAAGGAUGCCAAAAAAGGGAUCAAGGACGUCAAGGACACCUCCAUGAAGGCUGGACAGAAGGUUGUGGAAUCGACCAAGGAGACCAGCCAGCGGCUGAUUGUAGACAUGGAAGCCACUACUAAAAUGGUUAAAGACAAGACAGUGAGCGUGUCAGGACACAUGAAGGAUGCUACUGUGGGUGCGUCACAGUGGGUGGCAUCACACACCUCCAAGACAGCCAAAGCAGCCAUGGAACAAGCCAAGUCUGGACUCAGUAUCGGCGAGAAGUUCACUCUCUUCGCUGUGGAGAAGAUCACCACGUUCUCUCGAAAGGGCUUCACACACGUCUUCAUGUUCUUGAUCCUAGCAGGGUACACAGCCCUGGGAGCCCUACUCUUCAUUGCCCUGGAAGCACCGCACGAGAACGAAGAGAAACAAGACAUAGAGACGGUGAGAACACACCUCAUUGAGUCUCUCUGGGAGAACCAGGUACAGAACAAGGGACUCAACUUCUCCAGGUGGGAAGGGAUAGUGUACAACCUCCUGCAGCCCUAUGAUGAACAGCUGUACCACUCGUGGUCAGUGGGAGUGUCGCCAGAUACCAAUGACAGGAUAUGGACCUUCUGGAAGGCAAUGUUCUUCUGUUCUACUAUAACUACCACCAUCGGUUAUGGCCACAUCUUUCCCCGGACCAACGCAGGUCGAGCUCUCACCAUUGUCUACGCCAUUGUCGGCAUUCCCAUCUUCCUCAUCCUGAUGGCAGAUUUCGGCAAACUCUUCACCAGACUCCUAAAGUCUCUGUUUGUUUUCGUCAAGAAACUUUACCGCACUGCAACUUGCAGGAGAGUGAGGAAGACCAGAGCUGUGCAGUCGGUGAAGCACCAACAAAGGGUCAGCCCAAUGUCUAGGCCGCCUCUGGCUGUCCCAGAGUCCCUCUCUACAGACUUCGACAAACCUGAUGAGGCCGACCAACAGGCUCAGGUGAGAGAGAGAGAACCUUUCUUGACAGAGGAGGAGAGAAGAAAGCAAGAACAGAUGGGUGAAGAUGAAGAGGGUCAGGAGGAAGAGAAACACCAAGAGGCUCCUCCAUGCUGCUGCUCAGCGUGGGGUAGGAAGGUACAUGUAUGGUUCAGGUCACUGUGCAGGAAGACAGAAGAGGUGACGGAGGAGGAUGCCACGCCGGAGUCAGAGGAAGAGGCUGCCAUAGAUGACAACUUCAACCUGCCCAUCUCCCUCGCCCUCCUCAUCCUCCUCAUAUAUAUCCUGUGUGGCUGUUUCAUCUAUACCAUGUGGGAAACUUGGACGUACUUCGAGGCCUUCUAUUUUAUUUUCAUCUCCAUGACGACCAUCGGCUUCGGCGACUAUGUUCCCCAGGUCGACAACGACAACAAGCAUCCAGCCUUCAUGAUGAUGACUACUGUGUACCUGGUGUUCGGCCUCGCUCUUACUGCUAUGUGCAUCAACAUUAUCCAGGAGAAGUUGUCGGACACCUUCCGCCAUGCGAGUGAGAAACUGAAGGAAUCCUUUGGUCACAUCAUGGCCACGGCCACCCAGGGUGAGGAGGCAGCUCUACCAGAGGGCAAGGAGGUGGAGGUAGCAGAGGUCCACGGCGGCAAGACCAAAAACUCCACAGAUACCGUCACGGUCAAGAAGGAAACAUAGCUUAUUACUGACGACACAAACCAAAUCCUAGUGUAGUUGUAAAUAAUCUAGUCGUGAUAUUUUUUCUUGGCAAAGAAAAAUAAUUACAGAACAUGCCUUGUUGCUUAUUUAAAUCGUCAGGAAGAGAACGAGAAGAGAUUGCUAGGCGGUCUAAAAGUUGAUGAAACUCGAAACUGUGACAUGUGUUCAUUUUAGGUACGCUGGGUCACGUGAGUUCUGAAGAUAUGAGGAGCUUGUUAGCUGCCGCCAUGCCAAUAACUUCUGGACAAAAGCUUGUAUUCACCUUGGCUGAUGGCCACAGUGUUGCCUCAGAAUAUGCAGUUUAUAUCUAAGUCAGUAUUAUGCUCUUACAUAUUUAAUUUUGUUUGAAAAUAAUGUUAUGGUAAUCACACUUAGGUGAUUUUUAAGUGACUCCAUCAGGCUAUACGCGGAAUAUGUUAAUAAAUAAUAUAUAAAAAUAUUAAUAAUACAUGUUAAGUUUGUUUUUUAAGAGCCAGAAUUGUUCGAAGUACUCAGGCUUUUUGUUAAGGAAUAAUUCAAGUUGGUAUAGGUAACAUACUACAUCUGGUUGCUGAAGAUACACAAGUUCAUAAUUUGGCCAUGGCAAUACCAGCUUCGUGACUGUUUAACCCGAGCUCAGUAACUAGUGGAGUACUAAGAGAAUGGAUCAUCACUAAUUAAUCAGCCUGGAUAUAACUGCGAUAAAGUCGGUAUUACAGACAAUGGCACAGUCAUAUAACACCUGAGAGAAAUUAUAGAAAAUUGAGAAUGACCAAGAAUAUAAUGACAAGUUUGAGAACCACAGAAUGCCACCGACAAGGGGCCCAGGUAAAGACUGCCAUGAUGCUACAGUUUGAGAGAACCCCAGUUAGACACUACAGGCAUAUCAUAAAUGGUCAUGAAAGCCACAUUACUCAAGCUGAAUUCAUGACAAACUUUUGUAAAUAGACGUCCAUAUAAACUUACUGGUACGCUCAAGAUUACUUUAAGCCAACGCUGUUGAUUAAUAUUUUGAUUCAUAUGACUAACUGUUAUUUUUACCAAACCGUUGUUGAGCACUUUUCCUUACGCCUUAAUUUUAGGAUUUUUUUUUUUUUUUAGAAAACCUGACAGUGUGAUAAUGACAUUUGUGAUUGGAGUUCCUAUAUAAAUUAUCUAUUAACUGUUUUAGUAGAAUAUACUGAAUAAUAUUUCUCUGAUGUAAGUUGCUGGUAACUCAGCGGAUGAAUAAUCACUGAACGGGUAAUUAUCUGAUUAAAACCCACAUCAUGAGAAAUCAUUAUCAUGGGGGAGCGCUAAACCUGAAGGGGUUAUACAGCGUCUUGUGGGGGGGGGGGAUGGAAGGCAUUCAGGUUCAGUUCAGGACCUGGAGCAGAGAUACAAUUCCCUAGAUCAAGAGCCCCUCAUAAGCGUCAAGGAACCUCCCUUGAGGUGAUAUUGGAAGAAGUAUCCUUCAUAUGAUUAAUUAACCUAGUCAGAUGACUCUGUAGUUAUCGUUAGCAACUGCCUGUGGAUGAACGCAGUAUUUCAACAUACUGACCUAUAAUAAUCAUUAACAGAUCAAAAAUACCUUGGUAAAAGGAAUUGGAGCUGCCUUCCCCUUAAACGGAUUAAACCUGAUUACCACCCAUUUUCCAGGUGCUGUAUAACCUUACUGGUUUAAAGUAACCUCACGAUUAUAAGUAAUCCAUCGAUUUUACGCCUUUGUUAACUAAAUUCUGUCCAAUGAAAAAAUGCCCCCCCCCAAAAAAAAAAAAAAAAAAAAUUGAGUAUAAAGUUUAUAUUUCUUGAAGUACAUAAUGGAUCGCACCAAAAAUAUAUUGUUCUCAAAUGACUAAAUCAAAAUAUAUUCUACGACUGAAGAAAAAAAAUCUCGCUCCAUUUGAAAGUUGUAGCUUCACAUGUUGUUUAGAUAUUAGAGCACACCAGAGCCCCUCACGCUGCUUUGCUAGCAAGCCAUCUCGAGUUUUUACUCUCAUAUAGAAGGCACCUUGCUCUAUAGUCAUCUGUCAGGGUUCACGCCCUCAACCUCCAGCCUUGAUGAAGUCACACACUAAUAGUUCAAGUUCAUCAAAUAGUUUGGCUCCUGAUCAUAGGUAAUCCAUUAAUCCCAUUCUUACAAUCUUUUUAAAAAAUCUCGUACAUGUGGACUGUAAUUUAAUAAAAUAUAUUGAAAUUCUGGUAAGACUGAAAAAAAUAAUUUCUGAAAACUCUAGCCAAUAAACUGCAGCAAGUCACAAUACCAUGGCUAGAAAACUUUACAACUGACCCACACUUUAGAAAACUGUGAAAGAAUCAUAGAUGUAUAUUCCAUUCACGUUUUACGAACCAUCUAUAAGUUUAAAUUUCAUUGUCAGUCUAGAAUAAUAGUUUAACGAUUUAUAUGCAAGGUCUAAAACUCUUUUUAGACAAUAUAUAACUAAAACUAACUUUUUUUUAAGCUUCCAGGAAAGAUCUAAUUUUACUACUCGUUUCUGAGAAGUUUAGCAGUUCAUUUGACAGAUGUACAGCGACUGUUUGAUAAUGGUUGAUAUAAGAGGUAGGUGUGUGUAUGAGAGAGAGGAAGAGGGGAGAGGAGGAGAGGGGGAGAAAGAGGGAGGAGGGAGAAAGAGGGAGAGGGGGGAAGAGAGAGAGGAGAGGCAGGGAGAGAAAGAGAAGGGGAGAGGACAGGAGAGGCAAGGGGAGAGAGGGAAGCAGAGAUAAAAAGAGAAAAACAUUGGAGAGAGAGUGACUGAAGAGAGAAGAGAAAGAAAAACAGAGAAAGCAAGGGAAAGAAGAGAAAGAAACGAGACAAGGAGAAGGAAUCAUUUUAUAAUGUAUAAAAACUAAUGAAGUUCAACCUAAAUGUACACUUGGAAUAUACUUCUCCACGUCUCCAGUCUAAUGAUUCCUUCAAAUUAAUAAUUCUAGAUA